Messenger RNA from Caenorhabditis remanei, 534 nucleotides. RefSeq lists its product as uncharacterized. The transcript has 5 exons. Gene Ontology annotation, molecular function: sugar transmembrane transporter activity. The coding region runs from base 1 to 534 and encodes 177 amino acids. Gene Ontology annotation, cellular component: membrane. Gene Ontology annotation, biological process: carbohydrate transport. The record is from RefSeq and is a predicted model, not a curated record. NCBI's taxonomy places the organism in Eukaryota, Metazoa, Nematoda, Chromadorea, Rhabditida, Rhabditidae.
AUGAUUAUUCAAUCAUUCUGGUUACGUCAUGGAUUGAUGACGAACGAUUGGACGAAUAUCAUAAUCAAUUCACUCAACCUGUCAGUUCUCAGUUGCUACGUCGCAGCCUAUGCCUACUAUCAACCUAAACGAAAAUAUCUAAUUGGGCAAAUCAUUGGUGCAGCUGUCAUCAUCAAAUGUGCAUUUUUGUAUGUGGAUUCUCAUGAUUCUGAACAUGUGAAUGCGGCAAUGGGGUCAGUAGCAGCAGGAGCACAAAUUUUGGGACUUGGAGGAAGACUUUACGAAAUGAGAAGAGCAAUUAAAAUGGGAACAACUGAAUAUAUUCCCGCAGUCAUGCAAUUUGCUGUUACUGCCCUUAUGGCUCAAUGGUUCAUCUUUGGUGUCAUCACUGGAAACAAAUUCAUUGCGAUUGCAAAUAUAGCUGGAUUGAUUACCAGCGCAUUCACAGUAAUGCUCUAUUUCCAAUACCCUCCACUCACAUGGACAGUUCCAAUAUUCAAUAUUCCACCACAACAAAGCCAAAAACAAGAAUGA